AUAGCUUGUGUGCAAAGCCACUCGAUAUGUGAUUAUCGGGACCCGCGACAAAACCGCAUCAAGUUUGUAAUGCAGCAUCCUUCGAAGACUGUUCCCGAGACGCCGAGUGACAAUGCAGGCGACGAGGAGCGUAUUUCUACCACAUUGCAACCACAGGCUGACCUGACGACUGUUCCCGUUAGACCUGCGGACUCUCGGUCUGUCAGAAUCCCCUUCUUCCGAUGGUUUGGCAAGACCGGGAUCGCCCCAGGCUAUAAGAAGAUGUUGUUCGAUGUCACGCGCCCUUCAGCGCCGAGCCCACAGACGCCCGAUGCGCAUCAACUGUCUGGCAGAUUUGACGCCGUCAUUGCAAAUGCGGCUAAGCAGGAAUCGCCAUCUCUCUUCGAAGAAGACGGCAUCACUCCAGCUUCGCGGGUACUUUACCCUUUCCUAAAUACCUUCUUUGAUCACUACGGUUGUCAUUUUCCAUUCUAUCAUCGCAAUGCUUUUACCAAGCUGGUCAGAUCUGGCAAAGUCUCUGCCCUGGUCCUGAAUAGUAUUUGUGGACUCUCUGCACGAUUUAGCCCAUUGGCCGAAUUUCAAACCUAUCCGCCCUACAUGAGAGGCGACACUUUUGCACAAAAGGCCAAGAUACUACUCGUUCCUCUACUCAACCUCCCGAGUUAUGAUGUGGUUGCUAGUAUUUUAAUGCUGGUAUGGCUGGAGCUAGCCAAUAACCACGACGUGGGAGUUUGGAUGUAUAUGGGUAUGGCUUGUCGUAUGGCCAUGGACCUAGGAAUGCACAAGGCCGCCAUCUCUGGGCCCGAUAAACUGGAAUCCGAAGAGUAUUGGACAGUCUCGAGAACGUGGUUCAGUGUGCAUCAUCUGGACCACAUCAUCUCAUUCGCGACAGGUCGACCACUCAGUAUCGACCGAAAGUAUAUUGAUGUGCCAUGGCCGCGAAUUGACGCCGACGUAGAAUACCCUUCCCCAUUUCCGAGCAUGGUGGUCAUCAUGCAGACUUUGGGCUUGGUCCAUGACGAGCUCAACAAUGCCGAACAGCUUGAUACCCUCAGGGCAGAGACUAGGGACAAACUCCUUCGUUUCAAUGAUGAGCUCAUCAACUAUUACGCCAAUCUUCCGCGAGCGCUUUUAUUCGACAUCAACAAUUUCCAGUCAUACCUAGCAAGGGGAGAGAGUGGUACUUUUAUCAUGCUACAUUUGUGGUUUCACACGAUAGUAAUCCUGCUUCACCGACCGGGCUUGCGGUAUGGACAAGAAGCACAAGCCAAGAACAUUUGCCUGACUGCCGAAAGUCGAGGGAUCGCGCUCUCGUCCGCGAGGACCAUGAGCUCGAUCCUCAGCUUGGUCGAAGUCGUGGACGCAAAGACUCUCGUUUCGAGCCCGUUUAUCGACCAGGCCGUCGAAGUGGCCGGCUUGGUCUUCAUUUCCGAGUCGUCCGCUGCAACGCUGAACUCGCUGAGGAGAAUGACAAAUCGAUCCAACUACGAAGUAUGUCUGAGGACGCUGCACAGACUCAUCACCUACUGGAAGGGAGUCAGCUGGGUCACUACGACCAUGGAGCAACAGGCCGAAGGCAUGAAGGAAACCGACCCUGCCGAAGGUAGCGUCGACCCGCACAGUCUCAUCGAGCUACAAGACACGAAGAUGAUACAGAAGCUUUUUGACAAGAUGCAAUAUUCGAUGUCGGGGCGGACGGUCAAUAAGUCUCAAAAGUCUAUUGGGAUCGGUUUUAGUGGUCUCACUAAUGACUCGGGUCAUGGUAGUGUCAUGAUUUUGCAACCGACCAGUCCCGUCACUACCACUGAUGAUGAUGCCGCGCGAUCGCACAGUACUGGCGUCUUGGUGCAUCUAACCGAAGAUCGCGAGACCGCCACUGUUUUGCCAGAGCAACACUUUAUAUCCGAAUCCGCUCUUUUGGAUGGCGAACCUUGGGACGCCUGGAUCGAUGAUACAUUCUGGGACGAUCUCGAUCUCACAUUUGAGGCGAUUCAGAACCCGAUGGUAAUGCCAAGUGACCCUACUUGAACCGGAAUCGGGUCAUGCAAGUCGUUUCCAAGGCACUCAAGUCCCUGAAUGAACCGGAAGCAUUUCAAAACGGCUCUUUGUCAUGCACACAACCUGUAUCGUUUCGGCCUUGUGUGUAUCGCCAAACCCAAACGCGCCAACCGCCUGCGCCUUCUCAUCACUUCAGUGAAAGGUGCUCAGUUUUGGCAGCUACUAUGCAAAAGUCCCGUGAGGCACUUUGCAGACCGCAAAGCCCCCGAUCUGCAAAACACCUGCUCCGAUAUAAAUGUCGUUGUAUGGAUCUCCGGCAGCCGCCGUUUGGAAACUGAUGACGGAACCGUCGUUGAAGUAAGCAAGUUCGGGGACGUAAUUCGUCGACUUGCGGAGUCUCAAUGCAGCAGCCGGAACCAACAAGUCUUUACCCAGACCUUCAACGUUUGCAAGGUACUUUGGCAAAUCCUCCAAGGUCGGGAAAACUGGGAUCAACAAACAAUCAGUCAGUCCGUAAAAGAGGAGAGAGUACGAACACAUUUUCACAAAGGGAG
Molecule: messenger RNA, 2552 nt
Organism: Exophiala oligosperma
Lineage: Eukaryota; Fungi; Ascomycota; Eurotiomycetes; Chaetothyriales; Herpotrichiellaceae
Exons: 4
Coding region: 70-2028 (652 amino acids)
Biological process (GO): DNA-templated transcription
Molecular function (GO): DNA binding; zinc ion binding
Source: RefSeq, a predicted model, not a curated record